This is a messenger RNA of Orbilia oligospora ATCC 24927, 1422 nucleotides long. RefSeq lists its product as uncharacterized. The record is from RefSeq and is a predicted model, not a curated record. Gene Ontology annotation, biological process: biosynthetic process. Bases 1 to 1422 code for a protein of 473 amino acids. Lineage: Eukaryota; Fungi; Ascomycota; Orbiliomycetes; Orbiliales; Orbiliaceae. The transcript is spliced from 16 exons. Gene Ontology annotation, molecular function: pyridoxal phosphate binding.
AUGUCAUUCUCCGGACGCAAGUUUUCAAUCAACAGAAACACCGGUGCUCCGCGUGAACGACGCUUUUCGACCGCUAAGGGACCUUCGGAGAGUGAACUCAAUUCCGCGGCCCACCGUCAAUUCAGAAAUGCCCAUGAUGGCCACAAGCCGCAUGCAGGAUUAGAUCCGUCUCGUGCUUCGACUGGUGUCGUCUGGUGUACAGAAAGGGCGUAUGAGCAAGGAUACCUCGAAGCUCCUCAUAAGUGGGCGAACUUCGGACAAGGAGCUCCUGAGUGUGAGGAUGAGAUCGAGGGUUGCUUCCCCAGACCAACUGAAAUCCCUCUCAGUCUGAAUGCUCGCGAAUACGGUCCUACCGCCGGUAUCAAACCUCUCCGUGAGGCUGUUGCCAAACUCUACAAUGAACAUCAUAGACGCAAUCGUCGUAGCCAGUACACCUGGGAGAAUGUCGCCAUUGUUCCUGGUGGCCGUGCUGGUCUAAUCCGUGUCGCCGCCGUCCUUAACAAUGCGUAUCUUGGUUUCUUCAUCCCGGACUACACCGCCUACAACGAGAUGCUUUCUUUGUUCAAAAACUUUGCUGCUAUUCCAUCUCCACUCUCUGUUCACGAUGAAUAUCAGAUUCAUCCAGACAAGAUCGCGGAGGAAAUCGCUAGAGGUGUUAGUGUCAUUAUCACCUCUAAUCCUCGUAACCCAACUGGCGGUGUCGUGAAGAACCCUGAUCUCGCUGAGAUCCAAGGAAUUUGCCGAGAUCGUGCUACAUUGAUCAUGGAUGAGUUUUACGGAGGUUACAAUUAUAGCACUAACUGUGAUGGAACCGUUAUCUCUGCCGCCGACAAUAUUGAUGACGUCGACGAAGAUGACGUUCUGAUUAUUGAUGGGCUUACCAAGCGUUUCAGACUUCCUGGCCUUCGUGUUGCUUGGAUUGUUGGUCCUAAGGAAUUCAUCAAAGCAAUCGGAUCCUGUGGUAGCUACCUUGAUGGUGGUGCCAAUGUUGCGUUCCAAGAAGCCGCUGUUCCAAUGCUUGAGCCCGCCAAGGUUAAGGAGGAGAUGAAAGCUUUGCAAACACACUUUAAGAUGAAGAGAGACUAUGUUAUUGAGCGAUUGAGGGAGAUUGGUUUCAAGGACGUCAAAGUCCCAGAGGCCACCUUUUACAUUUGGCUUGACGUCGAAUGCCUCCCCAAGAAAAUCAACGACGGUUUGAACUUCUUCCAGGCUUGUCUUAAGGAGAAGGUCAUUGUUGUGCCCGGUAUUUUCUUCGACUUGAACCCUGCGAUGAGAAGAGAUUUGUUUGACAGCCCUUGCCACCAUUUCGUCCGUCUCUCGUUUGGCCCGAAGAUGGAUGUCUUGAAGAAGGGUCUUGAUGGUAUCGAGCGUGUUGUCAAGAAGCACGUUGCUGAGGAACAAGCUAUUGAGGACGAUGAUUGA